GGCGCCCAAAACCAACUGCAACGCGCAAAAACUCAACACCAUCCAAACCUGGUUCCGCAAGUCCCGCAGCGUAUGGAGCAUCAAAGAACUCGAGAAGCAAUUACCAUCCGUCGGCUCAAUCAACGGCAUGCAAGUCAAAGACUACGUCCAAGCCCUCCAAGACGAAAGCAAAAUCUCCUGCGAAAAGAUCGGAAGCGGUAACUGGUACUGGGCCUUCCAAUCCGAGCGAGCCAAAAAUUCCGAAAACAAGCUCGCAACCGCACAAGCAGAAUUCGAGAAGAUCGCCGCGAGUGUUGAAGAUUUUAAGCAAAAACUGGAUGCACGCGCGGAGGAAAUACAGAAAGAGAUGGAUGCUGAUGAGGGCGAGUCACGAGAAGAGCUUACUUCGCGCACCAAAGAGCUUGAGACGGAUGUGUCUGGUUUGAAGAAGCAGCUUGAAGCUUUUAGUGGGAAUGACGAUCCGACUAUGUUGGAGCAAAUGCAGAAGGAGACGUGCGCGGAUUAUGCGUUGGCGGAGAUGAUUACUGAGGAUGUUUAUGCAAUGGAGAGCUGGUUCAAGAAGCAGGGAGCUGAGGAUAUGGUGGCUACUUUCCCGGAAACGGUUUAUGGGGGAGAGUACGAUUGGGAGGAGGCUACGCUGAUCGCUCACGAUCCGCUUGAGUCGUGGUUCUAUGACUGA
This is a messenger RNA of Cercospora beticola, 679 nucleotides long. It is a transcript of the gene MND1, whose product is annotated as Mnd1p. Gene Ontology annotation, molecular function: double-stranded DNA binding; recombinase activator activity. The record is from RefSeq and is a predicted model, not a curated record. Lineage: Eukaryota; Fungi; Ascomycota; Dothideomycetes; Mycosphaerellales; Mycosphaerellaceae. Gene Ontology annotation, biological process: homologous chromosome pairing at meiosis; meiotic joint molecule formation; meiotic strand invasion involved in reciprocal meiotic recombination. Gene Ontology annotation, cellular component: condensed nuclear chromosome; DNA recombinase auxiliary factor complex.